AUGAGAAGAGAACGUGACUUCUUACAACAAACAUUAGACGAAGAGAAGGCUGAAGUUCAACAAAUUAGAGAACAACAUGACAAAGACCUUGUCUUAGUAGCUUCUCUUCAACAAACUAUCCAACAACAACAAAACCAAAUUAAUGAAUUAACAAGAAAGAAAGAAGAAACUUCAAAAGAAGAUAUGGACAAAAUCCCUCCUACACUAGAAGAAGAUGAAGUUAUUACUACAUUAAAGGUUCGUGUUACUGAAUUAGAACAACAAGUUGCAGCAGAAAAAAAAGCACGUUUAGAAGGUGCUGAAGUUAUAAAGAUGAUGAAAGCAUCACAAAGUGGAGGAGUAAGUCAAGUAGAACUUGAUGAUUUCAAAUCAGAAAUAGAAGAACGGCUUAAAGGAUUACAAAGUAGAUUAAAGAUUUUGACUGCUGAAAACGAAAAAUUAAGAAAAGCAGGUGCUGGUGCACGACUAGAAAGAAUUAAAGCUGAGGCUGACGAUAAGAUGGCUAAGUAUAAAGAUGAAAUUACUAUUAUGAAAAGAAAGUUGAAUUUGCUUAUCAAAUCCAUAGAAACAAAAUGA
This is a messenger RNA of Entamoeba nuttalli P19, 576 nucleotides long. RefSeq lists its product as hypothetical. Lineage: Eukaryota; Evosea; Mastigamoebida; Endamoebidae. The transcript has a single exon. The coding region runs from base 1 to 576 and encodes 191 amino acids. The record is from RefSeq and is a predicted model, not a curated record.